This is a messenger RNA of Vanrija pseudolonga, 1204 nucleotides long. RefSeq names its product Protein N-terminal amidase (gene nta1). Gene Ontology annotation, biological process: protein catabolic process; protein modification process. Lineage: Eukaryota; Fungi; Basidiomycota; Tremellomycetes; Trichosporonales; Trichosporonaceae. Bases 150 to 1175 code for a protein of 341 amino acids. The record is from RefSeq and is a predicted model, not a curated record. The transcript has 6 exons. Gene Ontology annotation, molecular function: protein-N-terminal glutamine amidohydrolase activity; protein-N-terminal asparagine amidohydrolase activity.
UGUCCCCGCGUCUUUUUUGCGCCUUUGCGUCGCACACGCACUGGCCUCUUGACAUUCACGCCCCACGCUCAUUUAAACUCCCCCAACCUUCUCAGCUUCCACCCAUUGUGCUACGUAGUCUGAUCACUCCCCUUCGGCGCGCCCUCGCCAUGUCCCUCCCUCCAGCAGCGUCGCCCUCGGGCCUCCCGCCAGCUCCAGCCUACCGCCGCGUGCCCCUGCGCAUUGCUUGCGUCCAGUAUGAUGCCAAGCUCGGACAGGUCGACGACAAUGCAGCCAAGGUCGAGGCGUUAACCGCGAGCCUCACGCCCGGAUCGGUCGACCUCGUUGUCCUCCCCGAAAUGGCGCUCAGUGGGUACGUCUUCACGACACCCCAGUCGAUUCUGCCGUACCUCGAGGCGCGCGAGACGGGCCCGACCUCGCGUCUGGCGUGCAUCCUCGCCGAGCGCCUCCGGUGCCAUGUCAUUGCCGGGUACCCCGAAGCGCUGGAGCCUGCCGAGGGCGAGGAAGCUGGCACCUCGGUGGGCGCCAAGCUCAAGGAAGCAGAAGCGUGGGGCCUGGGCGUGGGCUACAACUCUGCUGUGGUGGCUGGGCCGUCGGGCGUCAUCGGCAACUACCGCAAGACGUUCCGUUUCGAGACAGACAAGAACUGGGCUAGGGAAGGCGACGGGUUCAGAUUCUUUGACCUGCCUGAGCCAUUGGGGCGGGUGGCGGUCGGCAUCUGCAUGGACUUGAACCCCCAGGACUUUCUCGCCCCUUGGAACGCGUUUGAGCUGGCCAACUUUACGCUGGACAAUGGUGCCGACGUCCUCGUCGUCCCAAUGAACUGGCUCGACCCAGGCGAGCAGGAGAAUGAUUCCGACAGCGACGAUGACGAAGAUGUGCCCCGGCGCGACCCCGAAGCGCCGUCCGAGUCCAAUCUCAACUACUGGGCGGCGCGCUUGACGCCUCUGCACGACCCUGCGCCGUCGUACUCUGCCCCCGCGCAGGCGCCCGAGGAGCCCAGCCCCCACAAGGAGGUCGUGUUCGUCGCGGCCAACCGCGUGGGCACGGAGGAAGGCACGACGUUUGUGGGCACGAGUUGCGUCAUGACGAUCAGCUCGAACCCGAGCCGCAUCGAGCUCGUCGAGGUUUGUAAUCGGACCGAGGAGCGCGUGCUACUCGCGACGGUUGCGUAGGGCAUACGGCCAUUGCGCCGGAGGUGGAC